Messenger RNA from Alternaria rosae, 573 nucleotides. RefSeq lists its product as uncharacterized. The transcript has 2 exons. The record is from RefSeq and is a predicted model, not a curated record. NCBI's taxonomy places the organism in Eukaryota, Fungi, Ascomycota, Dothideomycetes, Pleosporales, Pleosporaceae. The annotation marks the transcript as partial.
UUCGGCUUUGGCGCUUCCACUACUACUAACACAAGCACCUCCCCGACCUGGGGCUUCGGCCCUACCUUGCAGGGUUGCAUGGGUCCUCCUGCGCCUGCCUCUUCGAACAAAUCCCCGAUUUCACCUGUAUUCGUCCAAAAGCUCCCCGCCGUAUCUCCGCCCACCGGCCUCGUCUUCGCCUCCGUCUCCACCGACGCGACUGGCAAGCAGACGACCAAGAAGAUACAAGACCCCACCCACAUCCUAGACGGCGAUAUCCACAUAGUUCGUAUCUACCUCUCGCUCGAAGACCUCCCUCCCUCGCCCCUCCACGACAUCCUCAUCAACUUCCAGAACCAAGGCCAAAACCCACUCCAAGAAAUUCAUCUCUGUAUCCGCUCGCUCCUCCGCCCAUGUCUCCAGGACAUCUACGAGGAUCGUAAACUAGAAGAGGCCAUGUUGUUCAUGGUCUAUCAGUGGUUUGGCUUUGGCACCGCGGUCAAGUUCUUCUUCCACCGUCCUGGUGUAGACGCUGAUCGCGACCGCUUCCAGAACUUUGUCGAGAAAGACUUUGUUCGCGCGGUUCAGGGUUUG